UGCCAUGGAAGUUGGAACAAAGAAAAGCCCAAUCAACAAUCGAGAAAGACUAGCAAAAAGUAUUUUGUUUGCUUGCUAAGAAAAAAAUCCAAAUUCAAUCGAAAAAGGAAUAAAUUGAAGAAGAGCAGAAUCUCACACUUUGAUGAAUUGCAAACUCUUUCUUUGCCUUAUUAUUCAAUGAUAUGGAAAUGGAUGAAUUGAAACCUUCAACCAACGUUACUUCCGUCGUCAUCACCUUUCUCCUGCACUAUACGUCGUCGUUUCUAUCCCCUUUCUUCCUCCUACGACCAUGAUUAUACCCUUUAAACUUCUCUUUGGAUCUCAGCCGCAGAUCCAUCACAGCCUAUUCCACCUUUUCACUUGCUUCUUCAACCCUUAUGGACCCUUCUACCUCUCGACCAGCUGUAGUCAUUGACAAUGGAACCGGGUAUACAAAAAUCGGUUUUGCUGGAAAUGUGGAGCCAUGUUUCAUACUGCCUACAGUUGUUGCUUCUAACGAAUCAUUUGUUAAUCAGCCUCGAGCUUUGACUAAGACAAGCAACUGGCUAGCCCAGCACAGUGCAGGGGUUAUGGCGGAUCUUGAUUUCUUUAUUGGGGAUGAGGCUUUGAGCAGAUCUAAAUCUAAUAGCAAUUACAAUCUUAGUUAUCCUAUUGAACAUGGACAAGUUGAUAACUGGGAUUCAAUGGAGCGCUUCUGGCAGCACUGUAUAUUCAAUUACCUGCGUUGUGACCCUGAGGAUCACUAUUUUCUCUUGACUGAAAGCCCUAUGACUGCACCAGAGAACCGAGAAUAUACUGGUGAAAUUAUGUUUGAGACUUUCAAUGUUCCGGGACUUUAUAUAGCUGUGCAGCCGGUUCUUGCUUUGGCAGCUGGGUACACAGCAUCUAAGUGUGAGAUGACUGGAGUCGUAGUGGAUAUUGGAGAUGGUGCUACCCAUGUUGUACCUGUUGCUGAGGGUUAUGUUAUUGGGAGCAGCAUUAAGUCAAUUCCCGUUUCUGGGAAAGAUGUUACUCUCUUCGUUCAACAGCUCAUGAAGGAAAGGGGAGAACAUGUUCCAGCAGAAGAUUCCUUUGAAAUAGCACGAAAAGUGAAGGAAAUGCAUUGCUACACUUGUUCUGACAUUGUGAAGGAGUUCAAUAAGCAUGAUAAAGAGCCAGGGAAGUACAUCAAGCACUGGAGAGGUACAAAACCAAAGACAGGAGCACCUUAUUCAUGUGAUGUUGGCUAUGAGCGAUUUCUUGGUCCUGAGGUCUUCUUCAGUCCUGAGAUUUAUAAUAGUGAUUUUACGAGCCCUUUACCUGAGGUGAUUGACAAGUGUAUUCAGUCUGCACCAAUAGACACAAGAAGAGCUUUAUAUAAGAAUAUUGUUCUAUCUGGAGGAUCAACCAUGUUCAAAGAUUUCCAUAGAAGAUUGCAGCGAGAUCUCAAGAAGAUAGUGGAUGACCGCAUUCUUGCAUCAGAUGCUCGGUUAGGUGGAAAUGUCAAAGCACAACCAGUUGAAGUGAAUGUGGUCAGCAAUCCUAUCCAGAGAUAUGCUGUUUGGUUUGGAGGUUCUGUACUAGCUUCAACUCCUGAAUUUUUUGCGGCUUGCCAUACAAAGGCAGAAUACGAGGAAUAUGGAGCUAGCAUAUGCCGGACAAAUCCCGUAUUUAAGGGAAUGUAUUGAUAUUGAACCGACUCAAACUGAUAUUGUAAAGGCAUUUAUUGUCAAGAUGUGCACAUCCUAACAACCCGAUCCAUCCUUCCUUGGUGUCAGCUUCAAGCUUAAAUCCUACAUCCGCAGGCGCCUUCAGUUAUGUCAACCGAUUGGAGGCAGUGUAGGAUGGACCUGUAACAGAAUGGGGUUCUUGUACUUUUCUCCAUUAACAGCGGAUGAGUUCUGGUCUUGUGGGAAGUAGGCUUUCAUCAUCAGUAUUGGUUGGCACUGCAGACGGUUUCACAUAUAAGUUAGGGGACAUGUACUGAGCUGAAUGUUAUUUUCUGCGUGUUCAGCUCAGUCUAGGGAUUUACCAGUUUAUUUUAGUAAGAGGGCAGGAUAAUAAGCUUCAAACAAAUUCAGGUAGGUUUUCUUUAAUUGUUAUCAAAUGACCGAUGAGAUGACUAUUAGUGCUCUAUGUCAAAGAAUCAUGUAGAAGCUUGUUUUCUCAGUAGAUGCAUUCUGAACAUUAAAGCUAUACCUGUAUAUUUGGUUCGCUACUGAACCUUCAUUCUUUUUCUAGGAAUAGUAUUGUAACCUAGUUAUUUUGGUGCAAUUUAAUCUGCAUUUGUGCUUUUGUAAA
Messenger RNA from Solanum dulcamara, 2280 nucleotides. RefSeq names its product actin-related protein 3-like. Gene Ontology annotation, cellular component: actin cortical patch; Arp2/3 protein complex. Gene Ontology annotation, molecular function: actin filament binding. The record is from RefSeq and is a predicted model, not a curated record. The transcript is spliced from 9 exons. Lineage: Eukaryota; Viridiplantae; Streptophyta; Magnoliopsida; Solanales; Solanaceae. Bases 378 to 1667 code for a protein of 429 amino acids. Gene Ontology annotation, biological process: Arp2/3 complex-mediated actin nucleation.